UCUGCCGUUGUGCAGUAUUGAAUUUAUUAAAUUUAAUUUAUUUCCUUGCUAUUUCUAGUUAAAGUAAUGAAUUAAUAAUGUCGUAUUUAUAAUUUUAACAGGAAUAAUUACUCUGUGAAGACGUAGUUCGAUAUAUCUAAUUCAGUGAUAUAAUAUUUUAACCCAUAAGAUAAACCCCGUAAUCGAUAAUACAUUUUUUAGUUUUGUCAUGUUAUUAUACGCAAAAUAUUACUUUAAUAUGAAACUGUAGUGUGUGUUGUGCUUGGUGCUUAAAUCUAUCUUGCCUAAAUAUGUUAUUUACACCGAUUUACAUUGCAAUGACAUUUAUAAAAACUUGGCGAAUUCGCUCUUUCCGAGCUCGCCUUCUAGAGUUCCUCAGUGGAAAUACAAGUGUGGCUUUCUGUAAAGUACCUGAGAAUGCUGCUGAAACACCAACAUUAAGUUCUAAAUUGUGUACAAAUCCUAAAAAUGCAUAUCUCUGUGAUUUAUUGGAUUAUACAAAUGCUUCAAGGAUAUGUAGUAUGAAACCAACUCAGUGUAUAGAUGUUGGUGACUGGGUUACAUGUGCUGGAGGCCUGCCUUUAGGGUCUAGUGAUAUAUCACCCGUAACAGACUUGGAUGUUGAAGUGCUGUUUGAAUGUGAGAUGGAGCCACAUGAAGGAAGUUCACACCAUGACAUAAUCUCUUUAGAGUCUUUGGGUCAGCCAGUGGCAUGGAAGGCAGGUUCACAUCUAGCUAUUGUGUUGAAAACCAACAUGGAACAUCUCAGUAUGGUCGGCUUUCAUUUUGUAGGCGGGGAAUUUAUAAUAGACCACAAACUACCUGUUGUUAGGAUACAAACAAUCCAAUUAUCAGGUGAACCGAACAAAGCAACCGAUCCAUCAAUGAGGGGAUUGCGAACUGACAUACAUCAUGGGUUAAAACAAACACCGGAGUUAUUCCAAUGGUCUAUCCAUGCUGCAUUACUGAAGAAAUUAUCCAAAGUUGUUGAUAUCAAAUCUGAUGUCCGAAAUACAUUUGAAAUGAACGGAGGUAGUGACCAAUUGGAUGCACCAAAGAAAACUGUUACAUUAGCUGAUGUAAGCACUAUAACAACUAGGUCAUUGUCCGCUGAAGAUGAACUUGAUAAAUCAGAGGAAUUUGAUGAGAAAAAUAUAGAAAAAUCACCGGAAAAGAAAAUGAUAGAUGAUGAUAAAGAGGUACUGGUGGAAAAUGUAACGGUAGAAAUUCAACAUAAUAUAACACCGAAAAAAUCAAGUUUAAAAUUAGAUUUGAAGAAAGGCACAAGUCAAUUAUCAACUUCCUUACUAAAUAUAUCCAGUCAAAUAAAAUCUAUAACAACACAUAAACGUAUUGUCAGUACAACUGGGCCAAGGAAAAGUCAAUUGCAAGUGGAAAUACCUGUGAAGGAAGAAGUAACUAAACCAAAUAGCAUACCAAAGUCAUUGAAAAGUUCCCGUCCACUAAUAAAUACUAAGUCACCAAAUGUUUUGAUAUAUUCAGAUAGUUUAGCUGCUAGAGAUAAUUUGGAAGCCUCGCUUAGAAAAGUAUUGGAUUGUGACAGGUAUACGAUAUACGGUGUGUCUCGCGAGGGUUUAGAGCAGGGUGCAUGGCGCGGGCGUGCUGCGCUGGUGGCGGUGGCGGGGUGCGCAGGGCGCGCCGCGCCGCUACUGCUGGCACACCUGCUGGACGGCGGACGUCUGCUGGCACUCUGCUCAGACCUACUGCAUACUGUACUGCCGUAUUACAAGACUGCUGAGGUUAGGGAAAGUGAAAUAGUCCAAUUCAGUUACGACAAAUGGAAGUCUGUCAAAAUGAAGCAUCAUAUUUUCUGCUACCAGGCCUCGCCCGCCAAGAAACAGUUCUCCACUGAAAGUGACAGACAACCGUCCAAAUAUACUGGUCAUCCGGGACACGAGCUGGACAUCCAAAUCCUGGCGUCAGAGGAGACUUGGCGCACUCCCUCGCUGCUGCAGGCGACUGAUCUCGUCAACAAUGGAGUCGCGAUAUUCUCACAGAUACAUCUCGAAGCGGAUCCAAAUGAUUAUUUAGGUGAUGAAGGUUUUAAAAGCAAUGAUGCUCGUUUGGGCAUCAUUCACAAGAUCUUGGGGGACAUUUUAGGACUCCAUGUGAGGGAUCCCAAGGAAAUACGUCAAGUUGAUUACACUAUGGGAUACUUUUUAGGCAAUCAUGUGGAUAAGAUAUCGUUAGUGGAUAAAUGGUGUUCCCCUGAUGAUGAAGGCAGACGUAUACAUAAAUUAGAUAAAUUAACAAUACAAUGGUGCAUGAGAGGAGAAAUGCCUUUAGAGUCUCCGUCUGCAGAAUUCUUGCCCGUAUGUCUCUAUGAAUGUCCUGAUAACUUUUCAACUGUCGAAUAUUUUGAUAAUUUAACCUCGAUAUCUCUCGGUCGGCUCGUAAUAUACACUGAAGUGAUAGAUUCCACAACACUAGUAGUAGACGGGGGGUCGCUGUCGCACGGCGUGGCGUGCGUCGCGCGGCGCCAGCUGGCGGGCAGCGGGCGCGCGGGCAACGCCUGGCUGACACCCCCCGGGCAGGCCGCACUCUCUAUCCAGGUGUGGCGCAAGAUGUCACCGCGGCUGUCGUUGGUGCAGCACGCGGCCGCGCUGGCUGCAGUACGCGCAGUACGCACACAUCCUCACUACGAACACUUGGAUAUCAGAUUGAAAUGGCCCAAUGACAUAUACUAUGGUCGUGAAGUCAAGAUAGGUGGCAUCAUCACUAAAGCUAGCUGCUUAGGUGAUGACGUCAUCGUACAUAUAGGUGCAGGUGUGAAUAUAUCAAACAGUGUACCUACCACGUGCAUUAACGAUAUUAUAUCUGAAUACAAUCGUAUCCACGGCACUACCUUAGCCCCUGUUUCCAUUGAGAAGUUCCUCGCGCGCUGGUGCUCACACCUCGAGCUGAUUCUCCAACAUAUAGAGACUGAUGAGGGUCUGGAGACGUUCUUUCAGCAGUACUACCAGUAUUGGUUACAUGAUGGUGAAGAGAUAACGGUGAAGAAGGAGGGCAGCGAGAGUCCGGUGUGGGGCAUAGUGUCGGGAGUGGACGAGGCGGGCUGGCUGCGCGUGCGCACUGACGGACAGGAACUACGUGUCGCUCCUGACGGGAACACAUUCGACAUCAUGACGGGACUCAUCGCACCUAAAAUUUAAUAUAUAUGGUUAUAUAAGAAAGAACACUUAUCGUGGGUUUCCGAGAUCAAAAUCAGUGUUUAAAACAUAUAUUGUUAUCUCUGUUUUUCAAAAAUAUGUUUUAUGUACAGAUUUUAGGGUCAGAAACCCACCGUUAAGUUAGUGGACAUACGGGAAGAGUCGAAUGAAGAAUUUUAAAUAUACAACUUUAUAAAACACCAAAAUACAAUUAAGUACUGUGUCUUGGUGGAAAAAGGGUUUAAUACAACUAAUAUGAGAUAAUUUAGUAAAAGGGAGGGUUAAAAAAUUAUACGCUUUUUUUGGAUAUCAAAGACGUAUAGGGCAAUUAAAAAUUAUUAGAAAUUUGCCUUUGAAUUGAUAAUUUCGGAAUCGACAUACAUAUGAACAAAGUAAAGUUGUCAUAUCAUGUGAAUGGAAUGAAGGGUUGAAGGGUCUUAAAUAACGCAAAAUUUUUUUUUUUUGCAGCAAGUAGGUAAUGAAAAAAUUUUUUGAUAGAAAGCUUUCAUCUUCAACAAACGGAAACUCUGAUAGAGUAGUCGUUUUUGUGAUUGCUAAGUAUCAGAAUUAGGUUUAAAAAUAUAAAAAAUCGACUGUCUUAAUUCAUUCAGGGGUGCUUUUUGAAAUCCAUUAACUGAUAAAAUACUGAUUUAAUGUUUAUUUACUGUUGGUUUCUGAGACUAAGUACUCUCUAUAAACAUAUCGUC
Papilio xuthus (Asian swallowtail) is the source of this 3877-nucleotide messenger RNA. It is a transcript of the gene Hcs, whose product is annotated as holocarboxylase synthetase-like protein. NCBI's taxonomy places the organism in Eukaryota, Metazoa, Arthropoda, Insecta, Lepidoptera, Papilionidae. Gene Ontology annotation, cellular component: cytoplasm. The record is from RefSeq and is a predicted model, not a curated record. Gene Ontology annotation, biological process: protein modification process. The transcript has 14 exons. Bases 291 to 3173 code for a protein of 960 amino acids. Gene Ontology annotation, molecular function: biotin--[biotin carboxyl-carrier protein] ligase activity.